UCGGUUGUCAUUAAUUAAAUUAAUAAUAAGCAAAAGCAGGGCUAAUUGGCUUGUUAGCGUUAAAAGGGCAAAUUUGGGGCGCGCCAGCGGCAAUUUGUGGCCGUUUUUGUGGCAAUUUUGCAUAAGGGGCGUAAAAACUGGUCGUUUUCUGGUGACCUUGGGCCAGUGUUGGCAGCGCUGCGCCGACCGUCAGAGCCGUCUCUGUGAAAGCUGCCGCUUAACGUCAAAACAAUAAUAAAUCAACCGCAAACUAUGUGAUUCUGAGCAAGUAGUGCCCCCUUGAAGAGUCCAAUGGCGAGUGCGGCGGAGCUCCCGUCGGCCGACAACUCGUGGAUCGAAUUCUGCGAGCGGCAUGCCAGUGUCGCCGCUCAAGACUUCUCCAAAAGUUGCGUCCAGUUCAUGUCGUUAAACCUUUCGGAAUCGGCCAAAGCGACAAUAACCCACAAAGACUUCCUUGGCAAAUUCCUCGAGACGUUCGCCGAGCACUUCGAGACCGACUUCGGCAAGCGCAAGGCCCAGGUGGCGAAAAUCGCGAAUGGGGGCUCCCGCCUCGACGACGACGCCUCGGAGCCCGAGGAGGGCUCCCCGAAGAUGCCCCACAAGCCGUUCUUCCGCAGGUUAAGUUUCAAAAUGCUGCGGAAGGGCAAAGACCUCUUCCACAAGCAGCACUCGGACGAAGUGGACUUGGCGCACAACAAGACCAAGUUGGCCAAGAUCGUGGUCGAGUGCCGCAAGGAGGGGAUUGUGAGCUACUCCACCCCAGAGAGCUUGGACCAGCCCGGGGGGCCCCCCAAGUGGGAGAAGUGCCGGCUGGCGCUGGUCAAGGCCGUCGGGGGGUACAUGCUCGAGUUCUACUCGCCGCCCAAAAGCACCAAACCCCGUAGUGGCGUUUUUUGCGCCCUUAUCACCGAAGCCCGCGAGACUACGGCUCUGGAAAUGCCAGAUCAUGAAAAUACUUUCGUUCUUAAGGCUAAUAAUAGUCUCGAAUUUGUUAUUUUGGCCAGAGAUACCGAUGAUAUGAGGUCAUGGCUUGCUACAAUUAAGUAUUGUAUACGUUCGGGGGCGGGUUACGGUGACACCGCCCCCGGCGAUCAACGCGACUAUCACUCGGACGCCCCCGAACUGCCCCCGAGACAUGUCUCAGGCCGAGGGGGCGACCGGUUGUCUUCCAGUAGUAACUUCGAUAUGUGCCCCUCAACCGGCGAUAAUAUCUCAAUGGAGACUGAUAUUGGCCAGACGUUAAAAAAAGAAUUCUGGUUCCAUGGCACUCUAGGCCGGUCCGAAGCCACCAAUCUAGUCCUCCAUGACGGCGCUAGAGGCCAUGGAUUGUUUCUGGUACGUCAGAGUGAGACACGGACCGGCGAAUUCGUCCUAACUUUCAAUUUUCAAGGCCGGGCUAAGCACCUCCGGAUGACCAUCAACGACCAAGGCCAGUGCCGAGUGCAACACUUCUGGUUCCAGUCCAUCUACGAAAUGCUCGAACACUUCCGACAGCAGCCGAUUCCGCUCGAGAGCGGCGGCAAUUCCGACGUCACACUCACCGACUUCGUUGUCAAUUCCGCCGCAAGAGGGCAGCUCCAAGGCUCGAUGGGGCGGAGCUCGCAAGCCUCGACCAAUGGCGUGCACGAACGCAGAGUCCCGCCCAUACCCGAAAUCAGACAAGUCCAAACACACAAUGGGAGUGUGCGAACUCAGGAAACCACUCUGGAACAAAUUUCCGAGGCACGAGCUGUUGAAAAUCAGUACAGUUUUGUGUAAAAUAACAAAAACGAGUCAGUAUUAUUAAAAUGGCCGCCUGUCACUUUGACAGCCGGCCACUUGAUUGGCAAAAUCAAAUAAGUGUACCCAACCCAGUGUAAUAUAUGUUAUAUAAGUACGCCAAACAUGUUUUAUUUCACUCCUUAAGGCUGCUCAACUGCUCAUUCAAGAACUCCACAAACUGCGAAUCGGUUAUAAUUUCACUUCUAGUUUUCAGUACCCCGGUAAUUUGGUUUAACUUCAAGGCUAACACGUGUUUGCAAGUCAGACUCGUCCUGUCUUGUAAAACUUGCAACUGGAAGGCCUGGCAUUGGCAAAAAUUGAUGUUAUUAUAAAUCGUAUAUCUUUCCAAGUUGCUUCCCACUUUGUAAAUGCUACGAGUCUUGUCCUUGGUCUCGUAUUUCGUGAUUUUGCACGUUUCGAGCAAUUCAGUGGCUUGGCUCAAAGUGGGGCCGAAAAAUGAGUGUAACUGAGUGAGAAUUUCGUUCGGCACUGGAAACAAAUAUGUAAAUUGUGAACGAACUAUUGGUCUAUUUACGUUUUUUUUGCCCCUUGUACACAUUUUCGGUCUCUUGGAGCAAUUCGAAGGCCAGUUUUGGGACUACCGCUGUUUUUAACAUUUUGGUUUUGAAUUUGUGAGGUUAGGUCAUCUAAGACCACAAAUCGUGUGUUUUUUGCAUAUUUUUUUCACAGGACGCAAAUUACUUUUAUUCAAGUAUGGAAUAGUGAAUUUUUACCAUUUUUACGUUUUUAUAUAAAUAAAUAAUAACGCAAAUUAUGAACGUACCCAAACGUCAAUGUCCCAUAUUAUUUAAUUUUUUGUGUGAUUUACGGUGUGUUGCUCACAUUUGACUGUUAAAAUGAGAAAAAUACAAAAAACAAUCUUUAUUAAUCCUUCACAAAGUCGUGUAUUUGUUAAUUGAUUUUCGUCAUGGAGCUGUACAAGUGCGAAAAUUGCACUUUUGUGACCAAACUCCCAUUUAAUACAACAAACCACUUAACAAUUCAUGCAAAAGGCAGCGAAACUUUUGAUUGUUCGAGUGACCUUGAGCCCUACAAGUGUCACAAAUGUCAGACAUUUGAGACGCCAUUGUUGUCACAAAUGAGACAUCACAACCUUCAAGGUCACACAUCACAAAGUGUCAAACUUACAAUUAACAAGUGUCCCAGUUGUGAUUUCACGUCGUUUUCGAGAUAUUUGUUUGCGCGACAUUUAAUUACGUCCAAUCAUCAAAAAAAGGAGGUUUACUGGUGCAAAAAUUGCAAUUUCACGACGAAUUUUCCCUACAAUUUGAAACGCCACGUGAUUUUGAGACAUACUGACGAUUCUCAAAUCCAUUGGUUUAAGUGUAAACAUUGUCAAUUCAAGGCCAAAAACAAGGACAAUUUGCGCAAACACUUGAUUAAUCGGCACGAAGCCAAAAAUGUAAAUCCCGCCCAACUUUUGGUUUGUGAUCAUUGUGAUUACAAGUGUACGAAAAAAUACCGCUUAAAAGAACACAAACUAGCAAUGCAUUCGUUGUUGUGCGACUUUGAGUACUUCCCCUGCGACCAAUGCCAGUUCAAGACGCUGUUUAAAAGUACGCUAAACAAGCACGUGACCGUAACACACGGCUCCGAUUGGUUCAAGUGCGACCAAUGCAAAUUCGAAACAAAAUACAAACAAAACUUGCAAAACCACCUUCUCACUAAACACAAUCACAAUCCUAAAUUGUUUGAAUGUGAUAAAUGUGGCCACAAAACUAAAACAAAGGCCACUCUGAUCAAACACCGAAAGCAUAAACAUGAAAACACACCAUUAUUCCACUGUGACAUUUGUGAUUACACCACAAAUGUCAACCGCAAUUUAAUUAAACAUUGUGAUGCGCGUCAUGCCACAGGUUAUCACAAAUGUAACAAGUGUGAUUUGAGCUUCGAGACGCGAUUUGAGCUCACAACGCACACAAAAAACGAACAUUUCAAGGUUAUUGUCAAAUAUCAAUGCCACCUUUGUGACUUUAAAACUAAUUCAAAGCUGGAAUUGGCCACACAUAAGAAAACCGAACAUUUGAAGAACGUUAAAUUGUAUGAGUGCCAACUUUGUGAUUUUAAAAGUGAGCAUAAGGGGAACUUCGGCAAUCACAAAUUGCAGAAACAUUCGGAUAAGUGGCUUAAGUGCGAACAGUGCGGUUAUCAAACGAAGUGGAAAAGCAGUUUGCUGAGGCAUGUGAGGACACAGCAUGGUUGAUUAAACUGAUUUUGCCGCAAUUUGUGUUUUAUUUCAAAAUUUGUGCACUUUCUUUCAAAGAAUUUAAUAAUGUUACCAGCGUUUUUUUUAAUCAUUCGUUUAGCUGUAAUAACAAAGUUUUAUUUUUUUAAAUGACAAUCGUAGUUGGCUAUGACCAACUAUUUCGAAAAGCAUAUUUUUUUAAUGUCUUUGUUUCAAACGUGUGUCUUUUAUAAUAAGGAAGAUACGAUUUUUUGACUCAAAAAACGGACCUGUACAAACAAAUCGAUGUUUUAUUCACAUUUUAGUGAACGUACCCAACCUCCUGUCAUUCCUUAACCUCACUUAAGGUUACAAAUUCUUCCAGUUUUAGUGUAAAAUAAAUCAAAAACAACUUAAUUGACCCUCAACGCGCCGAAAACUUGCAUUUUUUAAUAAUGGAACUGUACAAGUGCAAAAAGUGCACAUUCAGAACUAAACUCCAAUCAACAAUGAAAAACCACUCGACAAUUCACACAAUAGGCGCCGAAACAUUCGAUUGUUCAAGCGUCCUUGAACCGUACAAAUGUCACAAAUGUCCGACAUUUGUGACGCCAUUUUUGUCACAACUGAGGCAUCACAUCGUUCAAGGUCACACAUCACAACGUGUCAAAUUGACACUUCACAAGUGUCCCCGGUGUGAUUUUAAGUCGUUUUCGCGGUUUUUGUUCUCGAAACAUUUGAAAAGUGUCACACAUGAGAGAAAUGACUUUUACGAGUGUAAAAGUUGUGAUUAUGUGACUAGAAGUGUUCCCCGUUUGCGGAGACACGUCAUCGCGAGACAUACGGCCGAUUCUGAGAUCGAGUGGUUUCAGUGUGCGUAUUGCCCUUUCAAGGGCAAACUCCGGGGAAACCUGAGCCGACACGUGCAAAUACACGACCCGGAUUUCCGGUUUGCGUGCCAGUUUUGCGACUACAAGGCCAAAAGAAGUGAUUAUUUGAGACAGCACUUGUAUGGUCGGCAUAUGUCCAAAAUACUGCGCGCGCACAGUUGUGAUCAUUGUGAUUUUAAGAGUAUAGAUCGCGCUCGCUUGAAGUCACAUCAAGUGGCCAAGCAUACGGUAAAGUGCGACUUUGACUACCUCCAGUGUAGCCAAUGUCAGUACAAGACGCCGUUUAAGUUCGUGUUAAACAGACACGUGACUAGCAAGCACGGCCCUGAUAGGCUCAAGUGUGACCAAUGCGAGUUCGUGACGAAAUACAAGCUCAGUUUACGUAACCACAUUCUUUUAAAACACACAGAAAACGCUCAAAUGUUUAGUUGUGACAAAUGCGAUUACAAGAGUAAAAUUAAGAGCACGUUAUCAAAUCACCGACGGUUGCAACAUGGCAACGUUCCGAUGUUUCAGUGUGACGUUUGUGACUAUAGAACCAAUCAGAAAAUAUCUUUACUGAGGCACUUUCGUGCACUCCAUAAUAGAGCGCACAAGUGCAGAGAAUGCAAUUUGAGUUUCGAAACGAAUUUAGAGCUUACAGCACAUAAAAAAAAUGAGCAUUGGAAGGGGGUUAAAGUGUAUAAGUGUAAAUUGUGCGAUUUUGAAAGUAUACAUCCGGGAAGUAUCAGCAAUCACAAAUAUCUGAGACAUUCGGAUAAGUGGUUCUGUUGUGAGCAUUGUGACUAUAAAACCAAAAUGAAGCUUAGUUUUGCCAAGCAUGUGAGGGCACGACAUUGUGAUUAAUUUUUGUGAUAAGUAUUCUAUUUUAUAAGUGUUGGAAUAUUUUUGUCAUUUUAUCUUAUUUAUAAAUUAUAGUUUUUUUUGUGGUUGUUGUGAAACUAACAUAUUGCUGUUAUAUGUAAAUGUACAAAAACGAAUAAUAAACAAGUGUAACGAU
Messenger RNA from Tribolium castaneum (red flour beetle), 5836 nucleotides. It is a transcript of the gene Lnk, whose product is annotated as Lnk. Gene Ontology annotation, cellular component: plasma membrane. Gene Ontology annotation, biological process: intracellular signal transduction. Gene Ontology annotation, molecular function: transmembrane receptor protein tyrosine kinase adaptor activity. The transcript is spliced from 9 exons. NCBI's taxonomy places the organism in Eukaryota, Metazoa, Arthropoda, Insecta, Coleoptera, Tenebrionidae. The record is from RefSeq and is a predicted model, not a curated record. Bases 292 to 1758 code for a protein of 488 amino acids.